Molecule: messenger RNA, 3934 nt
Organism: Drosophila subpulchrella
Lineage: Eukaryota; Metazoa; Arthropoda; Insecta; Diptera; Drosophilidae
Exons: 7
Coding region: 161-2584 (807 amino acids)
Source: RefSeq, a predicted model, not a curated record
UGAGGGCGUAGUUCCAACAAGUGCUGAGCAUCAUAAUUGUCUAUUACAAAGCGUAGCUCGGCGUUGUUCCGCCCUAGAAUCUCAUUUUAUGUUUAGUUAUUAGCUUAGGAGUGUUGCUUGUUUAGUUCGCAUUAAAAGGUGUAAGAGGACAAAGGGUAAAAUGUUUCCCUCGUCGAUUUUGGGGCGCAGCUACCUGCUUUUCAUGCUGGUGCUGGCCGUGGGCGUGUUCGCCCAGCACGAGUGGCAGGCUCGGGACGCCUUCGAUGAGAUCAAGCGGCAGUUCGACAAGGUGAACGCGGACAACUGCCCCAUCCAGCACCACUCGGACCUGUUCAUGCCCCUGGACGCAGUGUCCCACAAGCCAGACAUCAAGGAGGUCAACGUGAAUCCGGUCUUCCCCAAUCGCACAGCCCUGCUGCAUCUCCAGAAUAUGGCCCUGAGUAGGAGCUUCUUCUGGAGCUACAUACUCCAGUCGAGAUUCAUUCGACCCGCCAUUAACGACACCUACGAUCCCGGCAUGAUGUACUACUUCCUGUCCACCGUGGCCGAUGUCUCCGCCAAUCCCCACAUCAAUGCCUCCGCUGUAUACUUCUCGCCCAACAGCUCCUAUUCCUCCUCGUAUCGUGGCUUCUUCAACAAAACCUUCCCGAGAUUCGGACCACGUACCUUCCGGCUGGACGAUUUCAAUGACCCUAUUCACCUACAGAAGAUAUCCACGUGGAACACCUUUGAUGUACAGGAUCUGGGCGCCCAUCAUCCAGACUCCAUAUCCAAGGACUACACCCACGACCUGUACAAGAUCAAUGAGUGGUACCGCGCCUGGCUGCCAGACAAUGUGGAGGGACGGCACGAUACGAAGAUCACCUACCAAGUGGAGAUUCGCUAUGCGAACAACACCAACGAAACAUACACAUUCCACGGACCGCCUGGCUCGGAGGAAAACCCCGGCCCCAUUAAGUUCACAAGGCCGUACUUCGAUUGCGGCAGGUCCAACAAGUGGCUGGUGGCCGCCGUGGUGCCCAUUGCUGAUAUUUAUCCCAGACACACCCAGUUUCGGCACAUUGAGUACCCCAAAUACACUGCUGUUUCGGUGCUUGAGAUGGACUUUGAGCGCAUAGACAUCAACCAGUGUCCUUUGGGUGAAGGCAACAAAGGACCAAAUCACUUUGCUGACACGGCGCGGUGUAAAAAGGAAACCACGGAAUGUGAACCACUCCACGGUUGGGGAUUCAGGCGCGGUGGCUACCAGUGCCGCUGUAAGCCAGGAUGGCGGCUGCCCAACGUGGUGCGGCGACCCUAUCUGGGCGAGAUUGUGGAGCGGGCCUCGGCAGAGCAGUACUACAACGAGUACGACUGCCUCAAGAUUGGCUGGAUCCAAAAGCUUCCUAUAGUAUGGGAAAAGGCCCCCUACCACAUACGCCAAAAAUAUUUGGACAGACACCAGGAAUAUCGCAACUACUCUACCGGCUCAAGGGCCCUCCAUACGGAGCAUAUAAACAUUGAUCAGGCGCUGAAGUACAUUCAUGGAGUCAACUAUCGCACUUGCAAAAACUUCCAUCCGCAGGAUCUGAUUCUGCGCGGCGAUGUCAGCUUCGGCGCCAAGGAGCAGUUCGAGAACGAAGCCAAGAUGGCCGUGCGACUGGCCAACUUUAUUAGCGCCUUCCUGCAGAUAUCGGAUCCCAAUGAGGUGUAUUCGGGCAAACGUGUGGCCGACAAGCCGCUGACCGAGGAUCAGAUGAUCGGCGAGACACUGGCCAUUGUCCUGGGCGACAGCAAGGUUUGGUCGGCCACAAUGCUCUGGGAGCGCAACAAGUUCACCAAUCGCACAUACUUCGCACCCUAUGCCUACAAAACGGAGCUCAACACGCGAAAGUUCAAGGUGGAGGACCUGGCGCGCCUGAACAAGACGCACGAACUCUACACGGAGAAGAAGUACUUCAAGUUCCUCAAGCAGCGCUGGAACACCAACUUCGACGACCUGGAGACCUUCUACAUGAAGAUCAAGAUCCGGCACAAUGAGACAGGUGAAUACCAGCAGAAGUACGAGCACUACCCCAAUUCCUACAGAGCGGCGAACAUCAAGCAUGGAUACUGGGCUCAGCCGCAGUUCGACUGCGACGGAUACGUGAAGAAGUGGCUGGUGACCUAUGCGGUGCCCUUCUUUGGCUGGGACAGCCUCAAAGUCAAGCUGGAAUUCAAGGGAGUGGUGGCGGUCUCCAUGGACAUGAUGCAGCUGGACAUCAACCAGUGUCCGGAUUGGUACUACGAGCCAAAUGCCUACAAAAACACGCACAAGUGCGACGAGCAGACGUCCUACUGCGUUCCCAUCAUGGGUCGUGGCUAUGAAACCGGUGGCUACAAAUGCGAGUGCCUGCAAGGCUACGAAUAUCCUUUCGAGGACCUAAUCACCUACUACGACGGCCAGCUCGUAGAGGCCGAGUAUCAGAAUAUCGUGAACGAUGUUGAGACCCGCUAUGAUAUGUUCAAGUGCCGAUUGGCCGGCGCUUCGGGUCUGCAAUCCGCCGUGGGACUUGUGGUCGCCCUGAUCGGGCUUACGCUCACCCUGCUGUAUAGAUUUAGUUAAGCAGCCGCACGCCAAAUAACUAACGCAAACUUCCGUCCAAACGAAACUCUCAUCAAAUCUCUCCACAAAAGAUAUAACUACAAAGCAACACAGACACAAAAUUGACACCCAAAAACAAAACGAGCUGCCAGCCCAGAUCUCCGCCGUUGCUCCCUUUGAACAUUGUCAUCAUUUAUCUGCAAGGCGAUUAAGUUGUAGACAUAAUCUAUUACAAUGAAUCUGGUUAUUUGUCAUUUCUAUCAAAGGCAGCAGCAGCAGAAGCGGCAACGGCAGCGUCGGCAGAAAAGCGCAAACAGCCGCGCCUACUGCGCUCAGAUUACGGAAAUGCCGUGUAGCUCGUCUUUUUCUCCUUCGGAGAUCCUCUCUAAUGUCCGUGAAGUCGCACAGCUGUGUAUGUGAGUGUGUGCGGCGAUCGCAAACCUGUUAACAUCGGAACCCAGUUAGGCCCAGUCGUACCUACACCCAUCGGGGAGGUCGUCCAGGUCCAAGCUGAGGGUUGUUUGUGCCGCACGCACACCUUUUUUUCCUACCAACGGAUGGCACAAAAAAUCCAACGCCUGCCAUCGUGUGUUUUUCUUAUAUUAAAUCGUCGAUGGUCCGUUGGCUGCGAUUUUUUGCCUGAAUUAAAUAUAUAUGCCGAUGAUGCUGCUGCUGCUGUGGCGUUUUUUCCGCUUUUUGUUUUUUGCGCCUUGAUUAUCAUAUGCGCUUGAAUUUUUAUUAUCUGUACCCUGAGAACUUUUUCUAUGCGCCGCAGGAACCAGUUUAUCAGCCACUUGGUCUUCUACCAGGGCAAAAAAGAAAUCUCCAGCGUUUUUUCAUUAAAAACUUUAUAGCCAUAGGUAGCUGGACAGGGGCACAAAAAAUCUUUUUCACACAUUUUUCAUAGUCAUUUCAGGGCAUCGACGGUGGGCAGUAACUGUCUCAGCAUUCGGGCAACUCCUCCAUUUCCAUUUGGAAAAAUGCCCGGGUCUGCGGAAACACGUUCGAGUGGCCGACCAUGUCCGCUUUUCGUUUUGUUUUUGGGUGUCUUGUCCCCCUGACAUUCCACAGUAGAUUUGUAGAUCAGUACAAAGAAAAAAGCAAUCAAAAGUGUAAAUUGUGCCUUAAAACUGAAUUAAGUGUUCGUAGUUCUCGAAUAUUUGUAAUACCACAGACUAUAUCGAACGUCCGUCCAAUGAGCAGUCUAUUUUGUAUUAUGAGUCCAUCUAUCUUAGUGUUAAGUGCCUUGAGAUAAAUCGCAGAAUUUUUACAACAUUCUUUUUUAGCCUAAUGUAUAGAUUUUAAGUGCCUAAUAAUUCUAAAACAAUACAUAUACACAUUGUUCAAAUAUAUGAUUUUGUAGUGAAACAA